AUGUCUCUUCUCGGUAGUAUAGUCAGUGGGCUGCUUGGCAUCAUCGGGUCUUUGACUCAGCAACAAACAAACGGUGCGAGCGUAUGGGGAACUUUACAAGCACCAGUGUUUCCACAGUUCCUUACCAACAACCCACUCCCAGCUGGGUUCCCAUGGGGUACUCUCACUGCAGCUGGCAGCAACCCCUACACUUCUGCUCCCAACACGGGGGUCACACGAAAUUACGACUUCACGGUCACUAGAGGUACCAUCGCGCCUGAUGGCUACCAAGUCAGUGUCCUCCUGGUCAAUGGAGCGUUCCCUGGCCCUCAGAUUGAAGCCAAUUGGGGAGAUACGAUUCAGGUCACGGUCCACAACCAGAUCACUGGCCCUACUGAAGGAACAACUUUCCAUUGGCAUGGUAUGCUUCAGAAAGGGACCGAGUAUGCCGAUGGAGUUCCAGCAGUGUCACAAUGCCCUAUUGCUCCUGGAUCAUCGUUCACUUAUACUUUCAAAGCCUCUCUGUAUGGCACUUCAUGGUAUCAUUCCCACUACUCUGCUCAAUAUUCUGGUGGACUUUUGGGACCAAUGAUUAUCCAUGGGCCUCACGAAAACUUCAACUAUGAUAUCGAUCUUGGACCAGUCUUCCUCCAGGAUUGGUAUCACACUCCGUACCUACAGAUCGUGGAGGAGGUUAUGAAGUCUAAUGGAAACCCAAGACCCAAUUCUGACAACAACCUGAUCAACGGCAAGAUGGACUUCAACUGCUCUACCAAGGCCGCUGGUGAUAAUACGCCGUGCAACAGCAACGCAGGUCUUUCUAGAUUCAAGUUUACUACUGGCAAGACACACAGAUUAAGAUUGAUCAAUGCUGGCUCUGCUGGUUUGCAAAGAUUCAGUAUUGAUGGACACAACAUGACCGUCAUUGCCAAUGACUAUGUUCCUGUCCAACCUUACACUACUCAGGUCGUGACUCUUGGCAUUGGUCAACGAACUGACGUCCUGGUCACAGCCAACGCUGGCACUUCCACUUCCGCUUUCUGGAUGCGCUCCAACAUCUCUACCCUCUGUAGCGAAGCCAACCAGCCAAACGCACUGGCAGCCAUCUACUACACCAACGCAGACACUUCCAAAGCGCCCACAUCCCAAGCCUGGAACAUCCCGGACCCCGGAACCUGCGCCAACGACGACCUCUCCCUCACCGUCCCCAUGUUCCCCCUGAACGCCGCUACCCCCUCCUCAACGCAGAACCUCGACAUCAACUACUACGUCAACUCGACCGGCUCCUUCCUCUGGACCCUCGGCGGCGUCAGUUUCCGCGCCGACUACAACGCUCCCGUCCUUCUGCAAGCCGAGUCCGGAAACCUGACCUUCGACCCCGAGGCCAACGUCCAGAACUUCGGCACCAACUCCACCGUCCGCAUCGUGGUCAACAACCCGACCCCCGCGUCCCACCCCAUGCACAUCCACGGCCACAACAUGCAGAUCCUCCACGAAGGGUCUGGAAACUGGGACGGGACUUCCAUUGUCAAUCCGUCUAACCCCCAACGUCGAGACACGCAGCUCGUGCGCGCGAACGGACAUUUCGUGAUGCAGUACUCGCUUGAUAAUCCGGGGAUCUGGCCGUUCCAUUGCCAUAUCGCGUGGCACGUGUCGGGCGGCUUGUAUGCGAAUAUGAUGGAGUUGCCUGGGCAGAUUAAGACGGAGACGAAUUUGCCGUCGAUUAUGUCGCAGACUUGCACCAACUGGAUGAAGUAUACGAAUUCGAAUGAACCUGAUCAGUAUGAUUCUGGUGUGUGA
Mollisia scopiformis is the source of this 1779-nucleotide messenger RNA. Its product is annotated as extracellular dihydrogeodin oxidase/laccase-like protein. Gene Ontology annotation, molecular function: copper ion binding; oxidoreductase activity. Lineage: Eukaryota; Fungi; Ascomycota; Leotiomycetes; Helotiales; Mollisiaceae. The record is from RefSeq and is a predicted model, not a curated record. The coding region runs from base 1 to 1779 and encodes 592 amino acids. The transcript has 5 exons.